Messenger RNA from Bombyx mandarina (wild silkworm), 705 nucleotides. RefSeq lists its product as uncharacterized. NCBI's taxonomy places the organism in Eukaryota, Metazoa, Arthropoda, Insecta, Lepidoptera, Bombycidae. The record is from RefSeq and is a predicted model, not a curated record.
AUGCAGUGCUUCAUAUGCGUCACGUACAUGAUUGUACUAUGCACAGUUAAUCCUACCAAAACAAGAGAGAUAGGCAUUGGAAACAGCAAGCGUUCGCUCUUUCACGACGUUUUGCAAUCGUUCAGGAUUCACGCUCAUCUACCCGAAGACGUAAAUCAAAAUGAGGAGAACAACAUAGCUCAGAAUUAUGUCAAAUAUGUCCUUGAAAAUGACCGGCAAUUACAAGGAUACAAAGAUCUAAUGCCCAGAAGAAAUGACCGACUAGAAAUGCCACCUAUGAAAUUCCGGUACCCGAAAAGUCUUCGCGUAAAUAAAAAUGACAACAAACCAAACUUGAAACAGAUUAAAACAAAUUCGAAUAUGAUUAUGAAUAAUAAAGAUAAAUAUGUUAAUGAAAAUUCCGAUGUAAAAGGAAUGCUUGCUUUACAAAGUGAACGUGAUUCACAAAAACCACAAUACACUUCUUUAGUUAGUCCCAAACAGAAUCCACUUGGAAAUAAGGAUUCUCAAAGUGAGAGUCAAAUAGUAGUACUAACUAAUGAUUCAGAUUUCGGACAGAGCAUGAACGUAUUAAAAACCAAGGAAAAGAAAAUUGAUGAAGACAUGAUCAUGUGUGAAACAAAAGAAAAUAACUUUAAGAAAAACGCUAAGACUGACUUUAGCAAAAUUAUGCAAAUUGUCCGUAAAAUGCUAAACUAUCACUGA